CUGACAAAGAAAUCAAGUGGAAAGAGUCUUUGAAAAAUCUUCAAGAUUUGCUGCAACAGAAAAUAGAAAAAACAAUAUAUAGUUUCUUGGUUAAUUCAAAUGAAUACAUUGAUAUAAAAACAUUCAACAUGCAGCACGUGCAAUACGACCACUUAGAUGAAUAUCCAACAAGAAAGAUUGAGAUUUAUCUAUGGGGAAACUUGUCACAGAUUCCAAGAUACGAAGGCCCCAAAUUUGCAGAAGGAGGGCAUGAAAUUCAAAUCCCUUAUUUCCUAAAGAUAAAGAAAUGCGCAAUAAUUAUUUUACACACAGCAUUUGAUUUUUAUUCUUCACUUCAUACAAUACCAGAAGAAGAAAAGUUAACAGAAGAGCAGAAAGAAACUGAGGUGGCAGCAUCACCGGACAACAUUGGCGGCGGCAUUGAGGUUCAAAUCCUGCCUGCCGAGCCGAAUAAACUGACAAUUGCAGAACAAGAACAAUAUUUGUCCCCAAAGACUCCCUCUUCUAAACGUGAAAGUUUUUCUACUGCAUCAGCUGGAAGCGAAAUUAAGAGUCGACCAGAAUCUGUUCAAUCUAAUAGAAGUAAUAUAAAUGAAGAAGAGGAUGAACCAUCAGAAGUGAUUGACAUGGUGGGAAAUUAUAUCUUGGGUGGUAUAUUUCAAGUGGAGUUAGUAGAAAUACCACCUCAACCUGUUCAGAAAGGAUGCUGGAUUAUACAACAAGUGGAAGACAUACCAAAACCAAGAUGCAUUCCUUUCUAUGUGAGAGUGGUUCCUCCCCGUCCUCCAAAACCUAACAUGAAACCCACCGAAGUGGCCAGCUUUGCAGAAUCUGAAAAUAAACGCUACGAAGAAGAACUGGUCAAUACUGCUUCCAUUUCUCUAACUUUACCAGAGAAUACCAUAUAUCUGGAUCAACCUAGACCAGCAUUCUGGUAUGCAAAGAAGAGCUGCUGGGUGGCAGAUGGAUUUCACGAAGUAAAGUAUAGAGAAGAAAACAGACAGCUUUCUUUUAAAGCCACUCGUUGGGGCAUAAUUGGAAUCGUGCAGAAUAAAUAUAUUAAUUUCCCAUAUCAGUCGUGGCAGCUUGUACCACAGAGUGACCUUGACUCUGCUCAAUUAACCAUAACCGGUUCUUUGGUAUCACUGACAAUAGAAAUUAACGAUAAAUUCUGUAGAGUAACCAGACUGCAAACGCUGGAAGACUCUGUAACACAUCCAAACAUAGGCAAAGAAUGGUCCAAACCUAAACAUCUUCUCAAAGAAUUGAAAGAGGCUGGAAUAUUUCUAACUCCUGAAGAAUCUGCAAAAUCAUAUUUAGGAAAUGCCCCAAAGGACAGUCAGUUAGAAGAUGAUGUUUAUAAACAGAUGGCAUUAUGCUCUAAUGUUUAUGCAUUUGGAUGGAGUCAUUGGAAUUCCACAAACAAGUCGCACAGAAUAGUGAUGAAGUGUGUUGAAAUGUGCAAAAGAGAAUCAGAGGGAAUGAACACAUUACUCAUGGUAGAACAAGAACGUGCUUUCUUCCUUCAAUGUCACGAAAUGAGUUCAUCUUUCAGCGAUGAGCCGUUCGAAAAUACUCAAUAUUUUGCAACUUUAUAUCAUCUUCUAUCAUCCCAUUUAUCUGAAGAAGGGCUCCAGAGGCAGAAGAAAUGUGGAAGUAUUUACUAUAAAAAUAUAUAUACACUUCUGUUGUCUAUAAAACUUUUAAGUUAUUAAUUUACCGACACGGCUGAAUUUGGACAAAUUAAAAAUAACUAUUCAGAUUAUUUUUUGUAUAAAAAUUAAGCUUUCGUGAAUUAUUUUUUAAUAAAUUAUUUACAGAUUAAAUUCCACAAAUUCUACAGAUUUAUG
Messenger RNA from Centruroides sculpturatus (bark scorpion), 1850 nucleotides. Its product is annotated as protein CASC1-like. Gene Ontology annotation, molecular function: beta-tubulin binding; microtubule binding. The record is from RefSeq and is a predicted model, not a curated record. NCBI's taxonomy places the organism in Eukaryota, Metazoa, Arthropoda, Arachnida, Scorpiones, Buthidae. Gene Ontology annotation, cellular component: axoneme. The transcript is spliced from 14 exons. The coding region runs from base 129 to 1715 and encodes 528 amino acids.